Molecule: messenger RNA, 288 nt
Organism: Trifolium pratense (red clover)
Lineage: Eukaryota; Viridiplantae; Streptophyta; Magnoliopsida; Fabales; Fabaceae
Exons: 3
Coding region: 1-288 (95 amino acids)
Source: RefSeq, a predicted model, not a curated record
AUGAAGGAUCGUGCUAUAGAGAAAAAGAAUAAUGACACAACUGAGAAGUCAGUAUUAACACCAAUGCCUCUUCCUCCUAAGCUUGAAAGAAACUCUUCUCUUGAUGCUGAACCUAAAACUUUAUCAAAAGAUGAAUUAAAGUUAGCAAGGGAUGAAGCACUCAAAAUCAUCAACACCCACUCAAAAGAAGAAGCUCUUGAAAUAUUCUUAGCGGGACUGAAGCCAGUGACAAGCUCAAAGCUGGCAAAAGAGGAUGAUGUUACCUCGUCGGAUUAUGAUGAUGAAUGA